AUGUUCAGCCUCUCUCUCCUGAGCCGGGGACACGGGAAGUUGGUCCAGAACAAACAGAAGUCAGAAGUCUAUUUUGAACCAGAGGAUUACUUGAACUGGAAGUCCCCAGAAGAAUAUAUCCUGGUCAGCAAACCGCAGGAUGAGGGCAAUGCCGACCAGCACAUGUGGAGCCUCCUUCUUCCUAAAACAUUCAGCACUAGAAAGGGCGCCCUGAUCCUCUACUCUGAAGGCUUAGCCAUAUCAGCAUGGACCCCCAAAGAGAGGAGUAAAGGCCCCUACUGCCCCAAAGGCCACGAGAAGAGGCUGGAUCUUGAACUGUGCACACUUCAGGACCUCAAAGAAGCCAUCCUGGCGUACGGAAGGAGACAGAGAGAGCAGGACAGGGCCUGGCAGACGCACCUCCACUUCCGAAGCCAACCAGAGAGCCAGGGCCUACGGCGGAUCCAGCCUGGGUAUUCAGCCAAGAGAUACCUCCGUGGCCUCCUGCGGACGUGGCCCCCUGACACCAUGUACAGGCUCCAAUGUGCAGGAUACAUCAAGGAUUCUGUGCUGCUCCAGGAAAGUCAACUUAAUGUACCAAAGAAUCUCAGGCCACAACAGGAUCUUUCAGGUGUACCCACCAAAUACCAUCUCCUGCCUGUCUUCCCUCCAUUUUGGAUUCAACCAGGAAAAUCUUUUGAACAAGGUCACCAGGGCCUGGAUGAAGGGGAAGCUGGGGCUGGUGGACACGUGGACCAGGGCUCUGUAGCCAAGAACCACAGCAACCAGGGGACUCGCUUGCCACCACUCAGGAAGCAGCCCUGGCAGGAAGAUGAAACCCAGGCAGAGGACACGUCAAAAGGGAAUCACCGUUGUAUCCACGCUUCAAAGGAAAGCCACCACGAAAAAACACAGCAAACCUCCAGGAGGGCCCUUGGGCAUGCCCGCAUAGAUCAUUCUUGGCUCCUGCGUGACAAAUCCCACACGACAUUCUAUGGAGGCGCCUUCCCCCACAGGAAGGCAGAUCUCAGCGACAAACAAGGGAAUAUGAAACUCCACCAGGGCAGAAGCAGCCACUUGCUCCAGGAGCCUCCUGCUGAAAGAUGUCUUUUCCCUCCUGUAGCAUCUGCCACUGGCUCAGAAAAAAACACAUCUGGAGAAGCGAGGAGGAAAAAGGCACCAAAGGCUGUGAAAUCACCUCCUAUCUCAGAGGAAUCACCCAGAGUCCUGGACCCCCUGAGGAGUCAACUUGAAGCCAAUAAGCCCCCAGCAGAGCUCUUCAUCUUCCCCGUGGAGAUUCAUUUCCAUACCCAACACCCACCAAAAGGAAAGUCACGAAGAAGAGGUGCUCCACACCCUGAGUCAGCAUCAGAAACAGAAGAAGAGUCCAGACCUUUAUGGAGGCCUCCCCUGAAGCAGGUGCCCCUGAAAAGGCCAAGGGAAUUAACAGUACAUCUCCCAGUAGACACAGGGAGGGACACACUCUCGCCUCAAGAGGAUGAUGGUCCACCCCAGGAUGGCACCCCACCACUGUCCCUGACGGAAGGAAGAAAAAGUCGGGAGAGCCAGAGGGGCCUGGACAGCCCCAGGACACCAGGCCACAGCAGCCCCAUGGGCCCCCUACAUGUGAGACGGGCCGGCGGGGCACUCCCAGCAGAAGCACAAGAAAAAUCCAGAGACCCCACACUGGGACGCUUCUUGCUUGGUCCAAAUGGAGGAAACAUCUUCCUGUCCCUCACAAGGCCUACCCAAACCGAGGAACUUCUGUCGGGUGAAGCCUGUGAAUCUGUCAGUUCAAAUACCAGCCGUGGAAAGGAGGAGUCUAGUAUUCAACAUCUUCUGAAAGCAAACACUGAAUCCAGGACUGAUCUUCACAUGAAUCUUAAUGAAACCUCACCUUUGACCCAAAAGCCAGAGAAGCAGGGAGCCCAGCAGUCCUUGGAGGCAGCAGCUCAGAAGACAGGAGAGCCUCAAAGUUGUAUAAAUAAAGGGCUGAUACGUUCAAACAGAAAAGAAUUUUACACGCGUAAGCCGCACAUCGACAUGACGCCGUUCCUGAAGGAAAGUGGAGAUGAACUGGACUAUCAUGAAGAACCUGGAGGACCCCCCAGAAAACAUCAUCCAGACCCUCAAGACCCAGAGCGGAGGAGUAUGACCCUUGACCCUCUUAGUGUUUCUGUGGCUGAGCACAUCCAGACCCCUGAGGCAGAUACUGUCCAAAAGGCGGGCAGAGAUUAUAAUGUGUACCAUCAACACAGAGGACUCCCAGGACAUGGGUCUGACUCCCCAGAGGGGUUGGAUCCUAUAGACACAUCUCUUCUUCCAAGACGAAAAGAAGGGAAGACUGAACCAAGACUGUUCAACCAGCAGACACCAACCAACAUCAGUCAUGAGAUGGAGUUGAUUGACAAAGCCAAGAGAAGAAGAACCAAGACAGGUAAGUCCAAGGCACCCGAAGAGAGAGAAGGAAAGCUCCCUGGGGAAGCAGAGGCUGCUGUUGGAAAGUCAAAGGAAUCAAAGGCUGAAAAGAAAUCAGUGCUAAUUCCCAAAGACAAAAAACCUGGAGUCGAAAGGAAAAAGACACAGAAGGAAAGGAAUCUGGAAAUAAUAGCAGAGCUGAGUGGGCCUGAUGUCAUUAACUCUAAGAAAACUAAAGACACCUCAGAUGGAGGUUUCUUUCCUUCAGGCUCUGUUGUAGAGGACCCUUGGCUUUCUUCCAAAUUUGAUGCCCCUGAGAGCCAAGUUUCCAUAGAUGGAAGGUCAUCGCCCACCCAGACUGCAACUGUCCCUGGAAACAUGGAAUCUGAAGAAGAGGGAAGCCAUAAGGACCCUUCCAAGGCCCUCCUGGCUAAGAGGGAGCCAGAGAAAGCUUCCUGGGCCAGGCUGCAAGCAGAGAGGGCCGAGAUGAGACUGCUGGAGGUGGAGAGGAAGAGAAGGCAGCAGAGGCGGCUUCAACAGGAGCAGCUGGAGAGGGCAGAGAAGAUGAAGGAGGAGCUGGAGCUGGAGCCGCAGAGCCAUGCGCAGGAGAUCUGCUCGAGGAAACAGAAACUCGAGGAAGAACAGCAGGGGCAGGAGAAGGAGGUGAAAGAGCAGUGGCUCCAGUUGCAAAUGGUCCAGGAGAGAGGUCGGCAGCAACAGGAGGCACUCCGGAGGAAGCCGCAGGGACUGCAGAGAAAGGAGCAGCAAGAGGAAGCCCAGAAGGCUGAGGCAGAGAAGCAAAGGCAGAAGGAAUUGGAAAUGCAGUUAGCAGAAGAACAAAAGCGCCUGAUGGAAAUGGCUGAAGAAGAACGGCUGGAGUAUCAGCAGUGGAAACAGGAAGCAGAAGAGAAGGCUCGGCUGGAAGCAGAGGACAGACGGCGAAAGGAAGAGGAAGCAGCAAGGCUGGCUCUGGAGGAAGCCAUGAAACAAGUCCAGGAACAAGCCAGGCAAAAAGCUGCUUUGAAGAAACAUCUUCAUUUCCACCAAGAACUCCGUAAGGAAGCCAAUGGCCUACAGUGGACACAGAACAUUUCCAGACCAUGGGUCUACUCUUACUUCCAGUUCCUACAAAUACCAAGACCUUAAGACUAGAAGAAAACUAAAAAGUUAGGCGGUGGUGACAGAAAACGAGUUAACUUCCUUCUGUAAUGAAGUUCCAUCCUGAGCGUUAGCUCCGUUUCAUCUGGUUCACCUCACCUAACCCCACACUUCGCUUCACUCUAGGCCCUCCCUUCCCCACCACCCAAACCUUACUCAACCCAAACUUGUCACACACCUAAAUCCUUUAUGUUCUCUGGAACCACGUAAAUCCAGAAGCUUUGGUGCCUAAAAUUAGCCAAUAAUUUCAUAAUUUGUUUGAAUUUCAGUAAAUUUCAGCUUAAUUUCAGUAAGACAUUAACAUAAUCUUAGGGUAGCUGAAGUAUUUCAUUUCAGUGUCUCUGAAAGAGCUGUAGGUAAAUGGAAAUUCUAUAAUGCAAUAAUUCUGAAUUAGCAAAAAGGAGCUAAUUCAUGUAUUUACAUAUUAAGAAUUUUAUAAUUUAUGAAGCAAAACCACAUCCAUUUCCUCCUAAGAAUCUAAAGUUUAAUUUCUAUUUAAAACAAGGUAAUCACUUGAUAAAUGUUCAUUUGAGCAAAAUGAGCUGUUCUGUGAGGGCAUUCUCACACCCUCAAAGUACAGAUUAAGAGCUGCACUAUCCAAAUAAGUAGCCACAGGUAGCUAUUUAAAUGUAAGUUAAAACAUUCAGUUCUCCAGUCACACUAGCCACAUUUCAGGUGCUCAGUAACAAGAUAUGGCUACUGGCUACUGUAAUAGACAACAUUGGACAACAUUGUAUUCUAGAGCCCGGAAAAUUAACCGAUCUUGAGGUUUUGAUCUGUCUUUAACAUCUCCUUAAUAUCAGUAAGUAUCUGAUAAGCAUCUAUCAUAGAUUGAUCAAUAAAGGGAGUGAAGGACCUUUAGCAAAUAAGAUAUGUAAAAAGAUGUUAAAGCAAGCAGUAUCUGAACCUGAAUUUUCCCACGAAUUUCCUUUGGCCCUAUUCUACACUUCACUGUCUACAGCUAAAAAAACUUAGUAUUUGCAGAUGAUUCUCUCAAAUCUCCCACUAAUGCUUGUAAGGUGCUUUCUACAGGAACUGCGCUUCCACAAUCCAGAAGUCAAGCUUAAUUUUGAGUCUGUAUUGUUAUUGGACUUGCUUAGAUUUUGAUGCUUAUUUUCAAACACUAGCUUUAUAUAAAAUAGAAAUAAAAUGGCCAAAAC
Physeter macrocephalus (sperm whale) is the source of this 4715-nucleotide messenger RNA. Its product is annotated as KIAA2012 ortholog. NCBI's taxonomy places the organism in Eukaryota, Metazoa, Chordata, Mammalia, Artiodactyla, Physeteridae. The record is from RefSeq and is a predicted model, not a curated record.